GCUCACCCUCUCCUCCCCUUCGUCUCCUCGCCUCACCCCUCUCUCUCUCUCUCUCUCUCUCUCUGGAUGCCAGCAGCUUCUAGACAUGGAGCAGACGACAGUCACACACCAACCCGGACUGUCAGUCACCAAACACUCACCAUCAGCCUUCGUGGAGGAGGACGCGGGGGGCCUCGCCACAGGAAGUGAAGCCAACCGCAGGUCAAUCGACGCCCCUGCAGCGACAGACCCAAUACUCACACAGCCGGGCCUCGGCGUCACCACGACAACCAUCACCACCAUCACGCAGACGGGGGGAGGCUGGAGCUCGGGCUUGUUCGACAUCUGUGGAGACAAGACCUCAUGUGUUCUUGGGGCCCUGGUGCCAUGUUGUUUGGACCUGAGUUUGGCUCACCAGUACGGCGAGUGUCUGUGGACGCCUCUCUUGCCGGGAUCCACGUUUGCCAUGCGCGUCGGGAUCAGAGAGCGGUACAAGAUAAGGGGCUCUGGACGUGUCCCUUGCUGCGUUGUCUCGUCUGCUUCCUCUCUGCGUGUGUGUUUCUGUGUGCGGCCCGUGCGCGUGUGUCCACAGGGGAGCGUGUGUGAGGACUGGACCACGGUGUGCUGCUGUUACCCGCUGGCUGUGUGUCAGAUGAUAAGAGAGAUGAAGCGGAGGAUGAAGACUCAGACGUAUCAUGUGUCCACUGCCCUUGAGUGCUCCUGAGGAAGCUCGAGACAGUAAAUGAGGCUUUCCCUUCUUACAAUGCAACGGAGAGCGGCGAGGACCUGCUGAGAUUACUGGUCCGAACAGGGAGAAGAAUCGAUACCAUAAGGUUUGAACUUACUCUCAAGUCCCCCCCCGAGGACGCCUUGGACAAUAAAUCAAGCCUGCGACGUUUCACAGAGGACCGGAGAGGGUGAACCUUGAUUAAUAGGGUAAACAUUCACAACUUAAACCUUCUUUUAAACUGCUUGUGUUUCGAGAGGACACCACGACUAUAUUCUACUUUUCUUUCAGAGGCAAUGGUUUGUUAAGUAAAAGGUGGUGAGACUCAUGUUUAUUUGUUUUUUAUUGUGAGCAAAUAGCACUGAACAUCUGAUGUAACUCUCAGUCAAAUACCAACAAAUUAAAAAUAUAAUAUUUUAUUUCAUUUCCAA
Molecule: messenger RNA, 1137 nt
Organism: Hippoglossus stenolepis (Pacific halibut)
Lineage: Eukaryota; Metazoa; Chordata; Actinopteri; Pleuronectiformes; Pleuronectidae
Product: cornifelin homolog B
Exons: 4
Coding region: 86-703 (205 amino acids)
Source: RefSeq, a predicted model, not a curated record